This is a messenger RNA of Pocillopora meandrina, 13946 nucleotides long. The record is from the annotation of a GenBank genome assembly. Lineage: Eukaryota; Metazoa; Cnidaria; Anthozoa; Scleractinia; Pocilloporidae.
AUGUGGCACGGCGGUAUAUUUAUACGGCCUCUAUAUGCAACCUAUUGGAUGUCCGUGGUUCACAAACACUGGUACUCAUUUUACGCAACCAGCGUAACAGGCUAUGUGAUAUGUUCAGUGUCUUUGUCGAUGCUGACGGCCAUGGGCGUGGACCGAUUUCGCGCCAUGCUGUUGGGACUGAGAUACAAAGAGAAUGUAUCUCUGAGGCGCAUUAUAUCGCUUUAGCUAUCGUCUGGGUUGUAUGUAUAGUCUCUGGUUUAUGUUUUGAUGCAAAUUACCGUUUAACUUUUUUAGCGCAGCUUCAUACUGAUGCCGUCCAGUCUGGUAAUCUUAAUCGCCUCGUACACAAUGAUUUUCCGCGCUCUCAAUCAUCAUCUGGCUCAAUUACAAGAUCAUGUUCAACAACAGUCGAACAAAACAAUUGCACCGAACAUGGCGCGAUACAGAAAGGCAGAGUAUAGUGCACUGUGGGUGCCAUCAGCGUUGGUUGUCUGUUAUGAACCAAACUUAAUAACGGAAAUUGUGAUAUAUUUGAGUUUAAACCGAUUAUCGAAUUUUAUCAUGAUCAUCAUAAUCAUUCGCCAUAAUGGCGAACAUUUCAGUUUCCUUUAAUUCCACUAUAAACCCGUUUCUUAACCAUUGGAAGAUCAGAGAUAUAAAACAUGAGUAAAGCAGACAAUCAGAUAAGCAAUUUGCCAUGUGUAGACAUCGGCCUAUGUUCUGCUUCUCCAAAGCUAUUUAUGGGUUUUGGAAGAGAGGAGAAGAUAUACCAUUUAAUAAAAAGAGUGAGGAAAACGAUAAAGAGCUACUUCCUAUUUUAUAUUUUGUUCAUUACAAGUUAUCUUAAGAACAACUGAAAGGUAAAAAAUCCUAGGUUGGUAAUGAAAUAUAUCACAAGAAUAUCAUGUGCCGAAUUUGCACACUUAUCAUGAUGCAGUGAAGUGGACAUUAUUCUUUUCAAGCAGAAUGUGCUUACGAAUUUGUUGUUUUGUGAAAACUGGAUGAGAUAUGUCACUUUGGCUCAGAUGUACGGUUAAGUGUUAACGGAUUGCAAAAGGAGCCACGGGCUCGAUUUGUUUAUAACAAAACUUUGUAAAUGUGUCGGCUUUUUUCCAUCUGUUUAAACGUUUUUAGGAGGUUGAUUAUCACUAUUUUCACAUAGAUUUAUCUUUUGAGACCACUCGUUUGCCAGAAAGCAAGUAUCCAAAUUAUGGCAGAAGAAACUUAUGAUAGGAAAUAGUUCAAAAACUCUAACAUGGUUUAUAAGAAUCGUUAUCUUUCAGUAUGUUGCUUGCAUCAAUUACGACCGUUUAUAAUUAUCGAGUGCAAAAUUAUAGUCCUCAGAGGGCUACCAUCGAUUUCUAUUUUUAUGACUAAAUUCAAAUAUACAAAUAUUCCCGAAAACAUAAAAAAGGUUCCUUUUAACUUUGUCUUGUUGAGUCCUGAACUAAGCAAGACAAGGCAAGCCAAGCUGAAACUGAUCUUGAAACAGAAUUAUGUAAAACGUCCCAGGCUGUUCAGUAUAACUCUUUAAGCAGAGCUCAUACGUAGUUGCUGUUGUUAUCAGUAGCCUUUUCCAGGCGACCAUUUAGUAAAAUGGAGCGAAAUGGUACACGGCACGAUAGCAGCGGAGUGAAUAAACGGGGGAGUUUUGGGUCAGGUAGGGUCGGGUCAGGUGAACGCCGUUCCCUACCUGACUCGACCCAAGCCUCACUAUUUUUUUUAAUCCGCCCUGAGUAUCGCGCCGUUUACUGUGCACUUUGAAAUAAAAGAAAUAAAAAAUUAAUAAGACUUGUUGCAGAAUACGAGCAACUACGACAUAUAUUUUCUUCGAGUAACUACGGUAAUGUUUUGCAAUCAAAUAAUGACUCGACCCAAAAAAUAUUAAUUUAUCUUACUAAAUGGUUCAUUCAGUAAACAAUGUAAAAAGCUUUCUGUAGCUUUAUGCUUUGUGCCUAUGAAAUAAUUGAAUAUUUUUAUUUGGUAGCGAAACCGUAUUGUUAAAAAAACAAACUAGUACAUGUAUAGUUUUUCAAAAAAACAAAAGCAAAACUUUGGCUAAAAUAAGAUGGUAUUGGUGACCAUAGAUUCAUCCAAAAGAAGUCUUCCAACUGCUUCCUGACCAAGUAACAUCUGCGCUGCAAUCUUUUUAUUUUUUAGGUUGCGUACGUAUGUGAUCAUAAUUCCGACAAGUCCCGAUAUCACAGCAUUUGCAUAAGGUUUUCCUUACUCAAACACUGCUGUUUUCACUUUUUUUUUAAACAAUGGUCACAAAGAGUAUAAAUUUGUCCUUGUUAUACGAUGCCAUAUCCAAAAUGUCGUUAACCAAUUACUAGUAACUCAGUUAAAAAAUGUUCAGUACCAAACUUCUGCCUUAAAACCAGAGAUAUUUGCACACACAAUGUUUCCCGUUUUAGGAGCAUUCAUAUUAUCUAUGAUUUUUUGACCAACUUUUCCACCCUUUAAAAGAUGCGACACGUAGAGACAAAAGAAUGAAAUAUUUUUGGAAUAACUUUGCAUCUCUAACCAAGCUGUUAACAAUUCAUCGCGUCUCAAGAUCGCGUGUAUUAAUUAUUAGUGUAAAGCAACGAGUCCGAUGCAAACAACACGUCGGCCACUGAAUUGAUCAAGGCGUCGGCCGACGGCAAUCAGUCGACUAUCGACCAACUAUCGGUACGAUAGAUACGCGCACGUAUAUCAUUUUAGCUAUCGUUUGGGUUGUAUGUCUAGUCACUGGUUUAUUCUUAUCUCAAUUACCAUAUAGGCCUUUGGUUCCUCAUCAUAACUAUACCACUUGGCCUGGUAAUCUCAGUCAUCUCGUACACAGAGAUUUUCCGCGCUCUCGUUCGUCAUCAGGCUCAAAUACAAGAUCAUGGCGCGAUACAGAAAGGCGGUGUACAAUGCACUGUAGGUGCAGUUAGCUUCAGUUGUCUGUUAUGUUCCACAGAUGACAGGGAGAAUUGCGAUCUAUCUUAAUGCAAAGAGAUUUUCGAGUUUCUUCUCAAUCUACGAAAUGGCAACUGUCUUAGUUUUAUUUAACUCUACUUUAAAUCCGUUCCUUUUCUGCUGGAAGAUAAGUGAAGUGAGACAAGCAGUAAAGCAGAUAAUCAGACGAGCAAUCUCUUGCGCAUAGGUAGACCUAAUAUCACGUUGGCUCUUCCUUCUAAAACUUAUUUGAAUAAUUUUAUUUGAUAAAAGAGAGGGGAAGAUUUGCUAUUUUAUGAUAAAAAAGAGUAAGGAAAAUUUGAAGAACUACUUCUAAAUAGCAUAUUGUACUUAAAUUAUCUAACGAACAACUAACAGGCGUAAAUUGUAGUUUAGUAGCCAAUAACAAAACAAUAAUAUGUCGCCAAUCUGUGCAUUUGUAAUGAGGUAGUGAAGGCUAUCAGUUAUUUUGGAAUCGGAAUGCCCUCAAAGUUUUUCUUUGCGAUCAAAUCUUGAUGAGAUAUAUCACCUAAGAUCAGAAAUAUGGUUUAGCGAUAACGCGCUGUUAACGGAGCCAGCCGCUAGAUUUUGUCAUGAUUGGGAAUUAGCCAAAAUGUUUAUAACGAAACGUUGUAAAUUAAAGAUGCGGACUUUGUUAACAGCUGUUCAAAGAUACAGAAGGAAUGCUUAGAAAUGAAGUUGAUCAUCUCUGUUUCACAUGGAGUUAUCGUUUGAGAACCCUAAGAUUAAGCUCGCAAAUAAUGACAGAAGGAAACUAUACGAAGGAAUGAUUUAAAAAAAACUCUGACAUGGUUGAUACGACUAGCCAUUCUACAGUAUGUUACCAACAUCAAUUAAGACUGUUCAUCGAGUUGCCUCGUGAGUCUGCACUAUUUUGACCACUCUGAUGACGAAUGUCGUUGUCGAUAAGAGCACAGACCACAAUAAACCAUGGCCACGGUCGAUCUGUUAAAUGGAGAAUUUUCGCCAACAGCAAGUUUCCUACUAGCACCUAACUAUGUAUAGUAAAUACAAGAUGAUAAGCAGAAAAAAAAAACUGUCCGAAACGAAGGACAGUUUCUAUUGUUAAAGGUGUUUUUCGUUAACUGUUCAUCGCUACAUCUAUUUUCACACUUUUCAGGGCAUAAAGGCAGAGAUUAAUGCAAUUUUAUCGGUAGAGACAUUGUCAUUACGUCAAAGAUCCAGUCAAGUUCGACACAUAGAGAACAAAGAACAUUAUUUAUUUACUUUUUUUUUAGUGGUAAGUAUGCAUCUGUAACCAUACAUGAAUUCUGAGUAGUUUUAUGUAAUACAGUUUUCAGUUUUCCCCAAUACCGAUUAACGUUCUUAAAACGGAUUUUUACCUUCAACUAAGAUAAUUCAUGCGUUCUAAGUUUACGUAAAUUACAAAUUAAAAGUCGCCAAACCACCUUAUAUCGAUAAAAGUAUUAGUAUCUGGUUUAUUCUUUCAUCUCAAUUACCGUGUAGCUUUGGAGGUAUAUCAUCGUUCCUGGUAAUCUCAGCCGCCUUGGAUAUAAAUAUUUUCAGAUUUUGGUGCUCUCAGUCAUCAUCUGGCUCAAGUAUAAGAUCAUGUUAAACAUGAGAAAGAAUAAACCAGAAGACUAGAGAUACAAUCCAAACGAUACCUAACAUGAUAUACGUGCGCCUCAAAGUUACAAUCUCUUUGUAUCUCAGUCUCAACAGCCGAACAAAACAAAUGCACCGAACAUGGUGCGAUACAGAAAGACAGUGUUAAGUGCACUUUGGCGUGCCGCCAGUAUUAGUUGUCUGUUAUGUACCAAACUAGCAGUGGAAAGUGUGAUAUAUACUAGUUUAAAACGAUUAUAUAAUUUUGUCAUAAUCAUCAUAAUAAUUUGCCAUAAUGGCGAAUGUUUUAUUUUUUUCAACUCCAUUUUAAACCCGUUUCUUUACCGUUGGUAGAUCAGAUAUAAGAGAAGUACGAAAGCAGACAAUCCUACAAGCAAUUUGCCAUGAAUAGGUUUCGAUUUAUUUCGACGUCUACAUAUCCUGUUUCUUCCAAAGCUAUUUAUCAAUGAUGUUCGCUAAGAAUACCAUUUAAUAAAGAGUAAGGAAAACUAUAAAGAGCUACUUCUAAUUUUUAUACUGUUUUCAAGUUAUAUCAAGAGCAACCGAAAGAUAAAAAAAACUCAGUUCGUUAAGUGUAUCACAAGAAUAUCAUGUGCCGAAUUUGCACACGUAUAAUGAAGCAAUGGAGACUAUUUCGGCUUUUCAAGCAGAAUACACGAUUUUGCUGUUUUUUCAAAACUUGGAUGAAAUAUAUCACUUUGGUUCUGAUAUACGGUCAAGUGUUCAUGGAGUGUACCAGGAGCCUCGAUUUGUUUAUAACUUUGUAAAUAUGUAGACUUUGUUUUCAUCUGUUUAAAAGUUUUGAAGUCAAUUCUUAAGAAGUUGAUUAUCACUAUUUUUACAUAGAUUUAUCGUUUGAGACCGAUCGUAUGCCAGGGAGCAAAUUGGAAAAUUAUGAGGGAAGAAACUUAUGAUAAGAAAUAGUUAAAAAAACUCUAACAUGGUUAAUAAGACUUGAUUCAGGACCGUUACGAAUAUCGCAAAAUGAAAAACGCUUUGAACGCAAAUUUCUGAUUAGUAAAUAAGAUGAAAAAGUUAAAGUUGCCAUAAAUGUCAUAAAUGUCAUAAAUGUCAUAAAUGAAGAUAAAUCUCAUGGAUAAAAUAAGAGUCAAUUAAAUUUGGUCGGUAAUGUUUAAAUGUUCAAAAUUAUUUAUCGAUCGACUGAUUUCCGACUGCGGUAUUUAGACAUCGUAGACUUAUGUUCUAAAAUACUCCACAAAAUUUUAAAAAAAUGCUCCUUUAUUUACUUUGUCUUGCUGAGUCAUGAGCUAAGAAGGGCAAGCCAAGCUGAAACUGAUCUUUUAAUAAAAUAUAAUGAAAUGAUGUAGAAUGUCCCAGGCUGUUAAGCAUAUCUCUAUAAGCAGAGCUCAUAUUUAGUUGCAGUUGUUCUCAACAGCCUUUUCCAGGCGUUCAUUUAGUAAAACGGAGCGACACGGUAGUAGCGGUGGAACGAUGAAACGGGGGAGUUUUGGGUCGGGUCGGGUCGGGUCGGGUCGGGUCGGGUGAACGCCGUUCUUUACCCGUCUGGACCCAAGCCUCACUCUUUUUCGGUGCGCCCUGAUUAUCGCGCCGUUUACUGUGCACUUCGCUUUACUAGCUGAACGCCUCAAAAAGGCUGUGUUAUCACUCGAUGAGCUGUCAAAGAAAAAAGCGUAAUGCAGAACACAAGAGACAACAUCAUAUAUUUUCUUCGAGUCAGAAGUGGAGCCACUUAUUACGAAUGAGGAAUCGAGAGACAAAAUAAAUGCAAUCACCUGUCGUAUACAUAACAACUUUAAUUUUUACUACGGUAAUGUUUUGCAAUCAAAUAAUUAAUAACACAAAAAAUUUAAUUCAUCUUACUGAAUUGUUCAUUGAGCAAACAAUUUAAAGAGACUUCUGUAGCAUUAAAGUCCACACGGCAACCGGGUGGACAAUCUGACAUGGUUUGAUGCUACUCUGGUUUACAGAUUUAAUGAGUGUAACCGAAGAAGUUACAAUUCUUCGGUUACAUUCAUUAAAUCUGUAAACCAGAGUAGCAUCAAACCAUGUCAGACCUCUGUAGCUUUAUGCUUUGCGCCUAUCAAAUGAUUGGAUAUUUUUAUUCGGUAGCAAAACCGUAUAGUAAAAAAAAAAGCUAAUGCAUGUAUAGUUUUACAAAAAAAACUGAAACAAAACUUCGGCUAAAAUAACAUGGCAUUGGGGCAUUGGUGACCAUAGAUUCAUACAGAGGAAGUCUUCAAACUACUUCCUGACCAAGUAACAUCUACCUUGCAAUCUUUUUGUUUUUCAGUUUGCCGUAAGUAUGUAUCAUAAUUCCGGCUGACAAGACCCGGUAUCACAGCACUGGCAUAAGCGCUUCAUCAUCUGUCAGUAGCUUUUGGUGAAGGUUUUUUCUUAGUCAAACUGAUAUUUUCAUUUUUUAAAUUUUUGAAAAAAUUUUUUUUAAACAAUGGUCACAGAUCAAAUAAAUUUGUCCCUGUUAUACGAAACCACAUCCAAAAUGUCGUUUACCAAUUACAGGUAACUAAGACAAACAGAAAUCUUCAGUGGCAAACUUCCGCCGUAAAAAACCAGUGAUAAUUUGCACACACAUCGUCUCCAGUGGGGGGAGCAUUUGAAUUAUUUAUAAUCUUUUUACCAACAUUUCCACCAUUUAAAAGUGUGACAUUUAGAUACAAAAAAAUAUAAAUAUUUUUAGAAUAACUUUGCAUCUCUAACCAACAUAAAUUUCGAAAUUGGACUUUUUCUCUAAGUUUUCCUAAACUGUUAACAAUUCAUGUCAUCCCGAGAUCACGUGAAUUAAUAAUUCACGCUAUCAGCCGGGUAAGGCAACGAGUCCGAUCCAAACAACACGUCGGCCUAUGCGUUAAUCAAGGUGUCGGCUAACGGCAAUUGGUCGACUAUCGACGAACUGUCGGUCGACUUUCGAUAUCCUAUCACUGAAGGUUUAUUUGAGUAAAUAAAUUUUUUUAAAUGUUUUUUUGGGAAAUUAACCUAUCACAAAUGCAGUUUUACCUUCCUCCUAUUACUAAUUCAAAUUCGCGCAGAAAGACUGACGUUUUUUGCUCUUUCGUGCCACAAACCUCACAGCGUUCCGGCAUUAUAAAUAGUCAGACGCUAGUGAUAAACAUUUACUCUCUGCAAUUGUUAUCCAAAAGUUAAGGUUUAACCGACCUUGACUUAAAGGGCGCUGUUAAGACGAAACAUUCCUCGUUGUAUCUAAGGUUAACCUCCAAAAGAGUGGAAACGGCAGCAAGAUGAUGGCGACAACAAAUCUAACGGAAAGUGGAACACAUACGCAAACAUUUCACGAAUCGCUCCGUUCCCCAAUUUGGUUAGGUGAUUUUAAACAACAGUCCAUUUCAUUCUCAGCAGUCAACAUUUUCUUCUCCAUCACAGCAAUUCUUGGGAAUUCCCUUAUCCUUGUUGCCCUUCACAAAGAAUCUUCCCUCCAUCCGCCAUCCAAACUCUUGUAUCGUUGUCUGGCAACAACUGAUCUGUUGGUUGGUCUUGUUAACCAGCCUCUCUACGCUGCCUUCUGGAUGUCCGUGGUUUACGAACACUGGAGUUUUUGUAGAUACACAAGGGAUGCAACCGUCAUAUCAAGCUAUGUAUUAUGCGGAGUGUCUUUGAUGACGAUGACGGUCAUAACCGUGGACCGACUUCUCGCCAUGUUGUUGGGACUGAGAUAUAAAGAGAUUGUAACUUUGAGGCGCACCUAUAUCAUUUUAGCUAUCGUUUGGGUUGGAUGUCUAGUCGCUGGUUUAUUCUCUCAUAUCAAUUACCGUAUAGCUCUUUGGUACCGCAUCAUAACCAUACCAUCAUGUCUGGUAAUCUCAGUCGCCUCGUACACAAAGAUUUUUCGCGCUCUCAGUCGUCAUCAGGCUCAAAUACAAGAUCAUGUUCAAUGACAGCCGAGCCAACCAAAUGCACUGAACAUGGCGCGAUACAGAAAGGCAGUGUACAAUGCGAUUUGGGUGCAGUUAGCUUUAGUUGCCUGUUAUGUUCCACAGUUUAUAGUGAGAAUUGUGAUCUUUGUUAGUGCAAAGAGAUUUUCAAAUUUAUUCUUAAUUUACGGAAUGGGAGUUUCCAUACUUUUCUUUAACUCAACUUUAAACCCGUUCCUUUACUGCUGGAAGAUAAGUGAAGUGAGACGAGCAGUGAAGCAGACAAUCAGACAAGCAAUCUGCUUUGCAGAGGGGUAGACCUAUUUUAACGUUGGCAUGUACUGCUUCUUCUAUAACUUAUAUAUAGAUUCUGCUUAGAGUUUAACCCGAUUAUCGGAUUUCAUCGUAAUCAAGGGUAUGGCAGAUGUUUUAGUAGUUUUCUUUAACUCGACUUUAAACCCGUUUCUUUGCUGUUAAUUUAAAAGCAUUGUUAUUACCAAUUUCGAAUAUUCAAGGGAAAUACGUGACUCUAUCACAGGCCGUGUACACAAAGCUGGUCUUAUGAGAAAACAUUCUAUCAUUUCAUGACAAUCGAGUACGAAGCGCGCUCUUGAGUACCUAUCACUACUCCUAAUUAAAAGGGUUUGUAUGACAGCUCACCACUUCAGGUAUUAUUUCCGCGCUUAAAUUUCAUCUGAUGGUCAAAAAAAUUCAUUAAAAUUCUGAAAAAUGAGAAUAAGUAUAAUGAAAGGAUUAACACUUUGGUUUAAGAACUACUAUGCUCUAACCCCUUUUAUGUGGUUUUCCUUGACAUCUCUCUUUCAUUCUCGGAACUGUUACGAAUAUCACGGAAUGAAUUUAAGGUUGUAUGAAUUUUUGAUGAGUAAAUAAUGUGAAAAAGCUGACGUUGCCAUAAAUGUCACAAAUGAAGGUAUAUUUCAUAGAUGAAACGAGAAUCAUAAAAAUUUGGUCAGUCAUGUUUAAAAGUUCAAAAUUAUUUACCAGGAUCGACUGAUUUCCAACCGCGAUUUCUAGAUAUCGUAGAAUCUUGUUCUAAAAUACUCCAGAAAAUUUGGAAAUACUCCUUUAUUUACUUUGUCUUGCUGAGUUAUGAGCUAAGCCAGGCAAGCUAAGCUGAAACUCAUCUUUAAACAGAAUAUGAUGAAAUGAUGUAGAAUGUCACAUACUGUUAAGCAUAUCUUUAUAAGCAGAGCUCAGGGUUAGCUGCCAUUGUUGUAACUAGCCUUUUAAAUGCUUUAAUUUUGUAAAACGGAGCGAAAUGGUGCAUGGCACGAUAGUAGCGGUGGAGAGAAAAAAAGAGAGAGGCUUGGGUCGUGUCCGAUCGGGUCGGGUCGGGUCGGGUGAACGUUGUUCUUUACCCGACUGGACCCUAGCCUCACUUUUUUUCACACCGCCGUGACUAUCGCGCCGUUUAUUGGGCACUUCGUUUUGCCAGCUUCGAACAGGCUAUGUUGUCACUCGAUAAGCUAUCAAAAAAUGCUUUGAUGCAGAAUACAACUGACUUCUACAGAUAUUUUCUUCGAGUCAGUAAUGGAAACUCUUAUUAGAAAAGAGCAAUCGAGACAAAAUCAAUGCAAUCACCUGUUGUAUACAUGACAACUUUAAACAUUAUUAUGGUAGUUUUUCAAAAAACUCAUACAAAACCCGGGCUAAAUAACAUGGUCUUGGUGGCAAUAGACUCAUUCAAAGGAAGUCUUCAAACUGCUUCCCGACCGAGUAGAAUCUGCACUGCAACCUUUUUGUUUUUCAAUUUGCCGUACGUAUGUAAUCAUAAUUCUGACAAGUCCUGAUAUAACAGCAGUGCCUAAGCACUUCUUCAUCUGUCAAUAGCUAUCAAUAAAGGUUUUUCUUGGUCAAACACGGAUUUUUUUCACUAUUUCUAUUGAAACAAUGGUCACAGAGAGUAUAACUUUGUCCCUGUUAUACGAUGCCAUAUCCAAAAUAUCGCUUAUCAAUUCGAUUAACAGGUAACAAGACAAACAGCAUUGUUCAAAAUCAAACUUCCGCCUUAGAACCAGAGAUAAUUGGCACACCAAAUGUCUCCGGUGAUAAGAGUGUUUGAAUUCCUUGUUUGUACAGGUGUGCAUUGUUAGUGGUGUUUAAAAAAAAUGUUCACCGCUGCAUAUAUUUUCAAACAUUUUAGGACAAAAAGGCAGAGUUCAAGGCAGUUUGAUCGUGAGAGAGGUUUUCAUGAUCUCAAAGUUCCAGUCAGGUGCGACACGUAUAGAACAAAGAACAAAAAUACAAAUAUUUUUAGGAGUAACUAUGCAUCUGUAAUAAUACAUUAAUUUUGAAUAGUUUUAUGCAGUCUAUAUUUCUAUUUUUGCCAUACCAAUUAUCCUUUUAAAAAAUUGGCAUUAUAGAUGUAGAAAAUAGAAUAAUUGAGAUAGUAAAUUUUGGGCACGUUACUGAACUAGGGAAAAAAUGUUUUUUAAUUUUGUCACGUGCGUAGGACAAAGGAGAAACCUUGAAUUUCCCAACCGGAAAGUAUUAGGAAAACUUAUUACCAUAACAAUCACGAUUGGACGCAAAAGCGGGUCAAUAAAACCAACGAAGCUUCGAUUUUGUUGUGUUGAAAACUUAUUGGGGACAAGCAAUUACAAGUAAAAACUUAUGGAAAAGGUUCAAACUGUUUCGUAUACUUAACUCAACACUUUAAAUAAAUUAAAUUGAUCAUGCAUUUUUCUUGGCAAAUGAAUUGUUUGCCCAUGGAUAUUUGAAUCCCGGAGACAAAAAUGAAAUUCAACAUAGGAAUGCUCGAUUUACUUCAUGUUACUAGAAGAAAAGGAGACAAAAUUAUGGAAAUGUUUUCUAAAUAGUAUAUCACCUGUGGAUCUGAUGUGAUGAUAUGAAGGUUCCUGGUUUCAAUAGCACGGCCAUCAGUGUUUGUCUCUUGAAAAUCGUUUUCCCCUCUUACCUUGAUAUGAAAUUUGCGUAAUUUAAAUAAAAAUAUACAUUACCGUGACAACUUGAAACACAUCUUUACAAACUUAAAAUAUUCGAUAUGCCAUGACCACUAUCCAUUAUGAACCAGCACGUUACAAGUUUUUAUCAGAAUUUUACGCGAUCAGAGUCAGAAUAUUCUAAAUUAUCCGUCAGGAACGAAUUCAGACUAGGGUCAUUGUGUUUAACACAGUCUUUAAGUUAAUUUGAUAUGAAUUAUGAUAGCUGAAGGUGAAUAUUCUCGAAUUAUCUGAUGAGUAGGAAAAAUAUUAGCCCCGAUCACUUGUCAUGUGAUUUAGAAAACAGUUCCUCGUCAAGCAACAAAAAAUUUAGGGUAAUUUGAUAUUAUAAACUGAGUUGAUAACGUAUAUUAGCCACCGUAAAGAGUUUAGCAACUGACGUUUCGAUCGUUAGCCCUUCGCCAGAGCGAUUGGAGGAACUGUGGGUUGUGUGUGGGUUUAUAUACAAAAAAAAGAGCUACGCUAUCGGUGGGAAUAUGGUGACGCGAAAUCAAUAGUAAAUUAGUUAAGUGAAAAGCGCUCGUUGAUACCGUGGGAUCAAGAGUGCGGAUUUAAGAGGUAGAUUUUUGUUCUACAGUUUUGCUUCUUCCCGAACUGCUUAUGUGCGGAGGCGAGAAAGAAAAUCUCCUUUAAAAUCAGGCACGUUUAAUCGUUAAAAGACGGUAAAACGAAAAUGGCUUAAAAUACAAACCCAAUAACAAAAAACCUCCAGAAUGCGACUAAAAACUGAAAAACACACACACGAGAAAUCGUACGCGUAACUUGCUUACCAACUGAUCAAAUUUAAAUGUCUCAGCGCGCGCGCGCGCUAAUCACACGACACGCCAGUUCGGUACUUUCUUCUUAACAGCCUAGGUGUAGGGAAAGGUCGCAAACUGCCAUAUACUGCUCGUCAUUUCUUUCUACGACGCAAAGGUGUUCUCGGAAUCGGUCCACUUAGUCGUCUCCCUUCCAAGAAACAAGACGCUUAUCCCGCUAUUAAUAAGAUAUUUGAAAAAUGGUACCUCAACAUUCUUGACCUUUAAUUUUCUCGUGACCAUAAAAAAUAAUCCGGCUAAAUUUGCGGCCAUAAAAGAAGUGGGCAAAUAAUGAAUGAGACGGUUAAGAUAGAGAUAGGCUAACGACAUAAUAUCUUACACCUGUCGCUGUUUCGUUUCUAAGUCCACACUAUCGCGACACGAAGAGAACAAAUAUUUACAUAUUAAGAACAACUUUGGAAUUUUUCUCUCAAUUUCUCUAAGCUGAUACAAUUCAUGGCGUCUCAAGAUCACGGGAAUUAAUGAUUUACGCCAUUAUCCGGAUUAAGCAAUGAGUCCGAUCCAAACAACAUGUCGACAGACGUGUCGGUCAAAGCAUAGGCAGACAAUCGGUUGAUUGUCGACCAACUGUCGUUCGACUUUCGAUAAUCUAUCACUGAAGGUUUAUUUGAGCAAAGUUUUUUUUCCUUUUGUUGGGAAAUUAACUUAUCACAAAUGUAGUUUUACUUUGCCCUUAUUACAAAUUCAAAUUUUUUCUCUUUCGUGUGACACACCUCACUGCUUUCGGGUAUUUUACAUUAUCAGACGCUAGUGAUGAAUUUUUACAUCCGUAAUUGCAAUCCAAAACCUAAUAUUUAACCGAUGUUGACUUAGAGGUAUUCCUCGUUGUAACUAAGAAUAACCUGCAAAAGGGUGGAAACGACAGCAGGAUGAUGGCAACAACAAAUAUAACGGGAAAUGGAACAAACACAAAAACAUUUGAAGGAUUGGUUUCGGUAGAUAAGUUUAAAGAACAGUUCAUUUCAUUCUCAGCAGUCAACAUUCUCCUCUCCAUCACAGCAACUCUUGGGAAUUCUCUUAUCCUUGUUGCCCUUCACAAGGAAUCUCGCCUCCAUCCGCCAUCCAAACUCUUGUAUCGUUGUUUGGCAACAACUGAUCUUUUGGUUGGUCUUGUCGGCCAGCCUCUUUAUGCUACUUAUUGGAUGUCCGUGGUUCACGAACACUGGAGUCUUUUUCGGUACGUAAGGGAAGCAGUUUUCACAAUAAGCUAUGCGUUAUGUGGAGUGUCUUUGUCGACGUUGACAGCAAUAAGCGUGGACCGACUUCUCGCCCUAUUAUUGGGAUUGUGCUACAAAGAGAUUGUAACUUUAAGGCGUGCGUAUAUCAUUUUGGCUAUCGUUUGGGUUGUAUCUCUAGUCGCUGGUAUAUGCUUUCAUCUCAACAACCGUAUAGCCAUUCGGUGCAGCCUUAUGGGUAUAUCUUCUUGCAUAGUUAUAUCAGUCGCCUCGUACACAAAGAUUUUUCGCGCUGUCGGUCAUCAUCAAGCUCAAAUGCAGAAUCACGCUCAACAACAGCCGAACCAACCGAAUGUACUGAACAUGGCGCGAUACAGAAAGGCACUACACAGUGCAGUGUGGGUGCAGUUAGCUUUAAUUGUUUGUUAUGUACCAUGUUUUACAUUGAUCAUUCUUUGUGAAGUGCGAUGUCCGUAUGACAUCAGAAUUGAGGGAAUGGCAGUUGUCUUUGUGUUCUUUAAUUCUACUUUAAACCCGUUCCUUUACUGCUGGAAGAUAAUUGAAGUG